CUUGUAUCUGUUAAUGGUAGUGUACUUGUAUCUGUUAAUGGUAGUGUACUUGUAUCGGUAUCUACCCCUCCUCCUAUACCCUCAGGUAGGUUAUUUUUACUAAGAUAUUUUUACUUACAAGACAAAACAUUCAUCAGGUUCUUCAUUCUGUCUACUUUGCAAAAGUUCUCUCGCUCUUAUCUUGGUCAGGUCAUUAUUGUAAAAGAAAAUGUGUUCUCAGUGACUAAUUUGUUUAAAUAAGGGGUAGUCAUUUUUCUCCCCCCUCCAUCUUCUUCCCAUCCUUCAGGUGGGUUGCUCUCUGAGUUCUUGGACAACUAUCUGUCCUCAGACCACCUGAAGGUGUCCGGGCCCUUAGUCAUGGGGAUAGGCAUAUUUAUCUUCAUCUGUGCAAACGCCGUGCUUCACGAGAACAGGGACGAGAAGACCAAAGUCAUCAACCUUAGAGAUAUCUACUCCACGGUCAUCGACCUCCACAGCACACGGACCAAGGAAUACUCGCAGAGUAACGGACUGGUCAACUACGUGCAGUCCAGAGGGUCUUUCAACGCCGGUAGAACACUAGAGCUUGGUGGCAGCUCCUGGCUUUCCAACACCAGGUCUGGCCACCAGGGGGAGUCCGUCAGCACUGAGCAGCAGUCCAGACGACCGUCGAUUGCUGGGAGGCAGCGUAGCUGGUCUAGAGACAACCAGACAUUCACAGACACUGUCUACAGUAUCUACAGGGACCAGAAGUGCAGGUGUUCGGAGCAGGUGCCCUACCCCAGUCAGUGGGACUCAGAGCAGGCCUCGCACCCCAGUCAGUGGGACUCAGAGCAGGCCUCACUCCCCAGGCAGUGGGACUCAGAGCAGGCCUCACUCCCCAGGCAGUGGGACUCAGAGCAGGCUUCGUACUUUAUUGAAAAUGGGAUCGAGGAAGAGCAGGUAGCAGGCUAUAGUCUGGGCACUAAAGAGAAGGAUGCCUUCAGGAGGAGCUCGACGUCAUUGACUCCCCGGGAGUUAACAGAGUGUCUAGCAAUUACCCUUACUGAACACCAGGAAGGCGCUACAGGGACAGACCCUCACCCCACAGGGCUCCCAACUAUCCCCUUCCUCCCACUCAUGUCCCCAGGGUGAUGAUGGAGAUGGGGUCUCGAACAGUAAGUGAUACAUCAAACUGGAAACCAUGGGCGGAGAGUCCUUCGAGGCAGUGGAUGUAGCAACUUCCUUUGUGCCCGACUCGAAUCAGGAAGAGGAAAGGGAAGUAGCAGUCGUUCGGGGAGAAGAAGAAGAAGAAGAAGGAAAAGGAGGGGGAGUCACCAGUCACCUUUAGCUCUUCCUGAUCUGAUCUCUGGAUGCUGUAAUCCCCAGCACUUCAACUGAGGAAACCUAAAUAGUUCUGCCUCGGCAUGCUAUCAUUUAGAUGGAUAUCAAGCAGAAAAUACAGGGCUCAAACCCCAUCUAGAAUCAAGGUGCGGCCGAAGGGAACUCAGGAGAUCAGAGGAGAGGGUGUGAUCAGAGUGGCUCCCAGUUCUUCAAUGACAUGUCUUGUCAUGUUAUUCUUUCCCACAUGUUUGGGAUUGAGGUUUGUAGCUGUACACAGUUGAUGGCAAUAGAAAAUGGACACUGGUAUAUUUUUUAUUUACCUUUAUUUAACCAGGCAAGUCAGUUAAGAACAAAUUCUUAUUUUCAAUGACAGUCCUAGGAACAGUGGGUUAACUGCCUGUUCAGGGGCAGAAUGACAGAUUUGUACC
Oncorhynchus gorbuscha (pink salmon) is the source of this 1730-nucleotide messenger RNA. RefSeq lists its product as uncharacterized. The record is from RefSeq and is a predicted model, not a curated record. Lineage: Eukaryota; Metazoa; Chordata; Actinopteri; Salmoniformes; Salmonidae. Bases 358 to 1113 code for a protein of 251 amino acids. The transcript is spliced from 3 exons.